Messenger RNA from Striga asiatica, 324 nucleotides. Lineage: Eukaryota; Viridiplantae; Streptophyta; Magnoliopsida; Lamiales; Orobanchaceae. The record is from the annotation of a GenBank genome assembly.
AUGGUGGUGCUCGUCGUUUCUGUUCCUGCGAAAAACAUUUCCUUGAGCGACACGAAACUAUUCCGCUUAUCGAGCCCAUCCUCGUCGACUUCACCUUCAUCAAGCAAUGCGUCUAACAAAUCUUCCCUUUUCUUUCCGAUUCCCGAUUCCCUCUCCCGAAUCCUAUCCUCCACAAUCCCGGAAGCAAACACUAUCAACCUUCCCAAAUACUUNUCUAUGCUUCUUGUAUCUGGUGUUGAUAUAUGGACCAUAGUAAUUGGUACAUAUGUAGGUCGAUUCUCCUCUGGUGGUGUUGGUGAUGAUGAUGAUGAUGAUGAUGAUUUA